ACUGGUCACUGGUCAGGAAAAUACGUGUUCAGAGCGGUAAGUCUCUCAGUCUCUACGGAUGUAAAAGGAUUGGAGAGACUAAUAUAUAACAAAUGAAACAUCAACAGGACACAGAGGCAAUGAAUGCUGGCUUAUCACAAAGAAUGGGUAUGGAAUGUGUAAUAUCGUAGGAAGUGUAGGCUGGUGAUUACUGCGAGGAAACCAGAAGUAGGUGAAACCCAUCAGCCUAGGCAGCCCGGAAAACCCCCAGACCAGGGUCCAUCUGGUAUCACUAAAAGCCAAACAACCAAUGUCUUUAAGACAGAAAAGCCCAAACCUGGAAGGAGCCCCUCCUCCAUCAGCUUGCUAGAGUCACGAUCAAGGCCUGAAGUGAAAGAGGAUCCAAAAGCAGCCAUGAUGCCCAGCUUCCUCAGUGAGGGCAACCCCCUCAGUGCGAUGUCUUCUGUAGUGAACAAAUUCAGCUUUUUCGGGGAUGCAGAGGAAACGCAGAAAGCACAGUCACAGCAACCAGGGCCAACUAAAGCAGCACAGCAGCAAGGGUCCCCAAAGCUUACACAGCAACAACAGGGGCCUUUAAGGCCUGGGCCUCAGCAACAAGCAGGGCCUAUACAUCCGCAGCAGCAGGGGCCUCCCAAAACUGGUCCUCAGCAACAAGGGCCUGCUAAAACUGGACCUCCACAACAAGGGCCCACUAAAACUGGACCUCCGCAACAAGGGCCCGCUAAAACUGGACCUCCGCAACAAGGGCCCGCUAAAACUGGACCUCCGCAACAAGGGCCCGCUAAAACUGGACCUCCACAACAAGGGCCUGCUAAACCAGGACCUCAGCAACAAGGGGCAGCUAAAACUGGACCUCCACAACAAGGGGCAGCUAAGCCUGGACCACAACAAAGCCCUCCAAACCAUGGACCUCAACAGCAAAGUCCUGUCAAAUCUGGUCUGCAACAACAAGGCCCCGUUAAGCUUGGACCUCAACAGCAAGGACCUGCAAAACCUCCCUUCCAGCAGCCAGAUCCUCGAAAGGACCCAUCUAAACAAGAAAUCCUUUCUAGCCAAUCACAAGGCCCAUCUUCCAGUUCUACACCAGCCCAUAAGAAAACUCUUUGUCCUCUUUGUACAACAACUGAGCUUCUUCUUCACACUCCAGAAAAGGCAAAUUAUAACACCUGCACACAGUGUCAUAUUGUGGUGUGUAGCCAGUGUGGAUUCAAUCCAAAUCCCCACAUGACAGAGGUGAAAGAGUGGUUGUGUCUGAACUGUCAAGUGCAAAGAGCAAUGGGCAUGGAUGUCUCUGGACCUCCCAUGGCAAAGCCACAACCUCAGCAGCCCAAACAGCAGGUUACCCCUGGCUCCCCUCAGAAGACUGAACCAAGCAAAGCACCAGAGCCUAAAAAACCUUCCCCACUAACCAAACAGCAGUCUGUGUCCAGUUCUCCACCCAUAAAGCCUAAAGAACCCUUGAGUGAUUCUUUGAGCCAGAAACAAGCACAGCAGAAAGAUUUGACUCCCAAGCCUGGCCCAGCAAGGCCACAAGAGGAUAGUAAGCAGAAACAAACAGGGGUGCAGAAACCACCAGAUCAGACUGUGUCUACCUCUCCUGCUCCUGGCAUCAAACAAGCUUCACAGGUUCCCCAAGGCCCUCCUCCAACACAACAAAAACAGCCGACACAGGUACAAGAUGCCACUAAGCCAACCUCACAGCCUCCACAAGCUGGUGUAAAACAAAUGCAACCUGAUCCAAAAUUACAGCCCCAGCAGAAAUCCAGCCCAAAACCCACAGAGCAAUCAUUGGAAGCAAAAAGUCAAAAAUCUGGAGACCCCACAAAACAAGUGCAAACACAACUGAAAGAAACAGCUAAGGGUGUGACUCCUAAAACUGACCCCAAAACUGGUUUACCAGUACUGGAGCCAGCAAAAUCUGAACAGCAGCUACCAAAAGGUUCCCCAGUACCAACUGCUGCCAAACCUACACAGCCUGCACAAGUGCAACCCAUUCAGCAACCCCCAAAACCUCAAGAGCAGUCAAGACGGUUCAGCUUAAACAUUGGCGGUAUAACAGAGACACCUAAGCCACAGCCUACCACUCCUCAAGAAACUGUAACUGGCAAGCUAUUUGGAUUUGGAUCUUCAUUCUUCAGUCAGGCAUCUAAUUUGAUCAAUAUGGCAGAUAAGCCAGAAGAACAGCCUGUUCCCGUUGCUAAACAGCAACCUCCUUCUCAGCCUGUGACUCGUCAACAACCACCCAAGGAAGCCAGUUCGGCUCAGUCCUCUCCAAAGCUCCCUCCUGCCAAAAAGGAAACACAACCUCCAGUGGCACAGAAGCCAGAGCAACCAGUUGUUGGAAAAACCCCUACCUUUGGUCAGGAGAAAAAAUCUGUUUCUGAAAAAGAAGUUAAACCUCCGGUGGAGGCAACUAAGACCGUGGCAGGAAGCAGUGCUCCCCCUGCACCUCCUAAAUCAAACUGUCCACUCUGUAAAGUUGAGCUCAACAUUAGUUCUAAGGAUCCACCUAACUUUAACACUUGUACAGAAUGCAAGAACGUGGUAUGCAAUCUUUGUGGAUUUAAUCCAAUGCCUCACCUCACAGAGAAAGAAUGGCUUUGCUUAAACUGCCAGACACAAAGGGCCCUCACUGGACAACUUGGAGACAUGGGAAAAAUGACACCGCCAAUGCCUGUCUCCGUGAAAUCAGCAGCCAAGCAGCCCCCAGGACCUAAAAUUCAGCCUGGGCCCACAGAACAGCCACCUACUCAAAAAAGCACUGAAAUCAUCACUGAACCCAGACCACCUAAACCUAUACAAGUGCAGCAAAAAAAGGAGGAAGAGCCAUAUCAAGGGGAAACACCCACAGUCCCUGUGAUAGAAAAGAGGGAUGAGAAAAUACCUCAAAAGCAAUUGACAAGGACACCUUCUCUUGACAAAACACCACCGCAGAAGCCUAAAGACAUAAGCCAAUCUGAGGUCAAGAUAGACAAAAAUGAGAAAGCUUCAGUCACUGAGCCUACGAAGCCCUUGCCAGACACACCUCGGAAAACUACUCCAUCUCUUCAAGUAAGUAAGCAAGCAGAGGGUAGUCCUAAUACUGAGUCAGCAGAAACCUCCUUCUCCAGGACACAAGAGAAGAAGCAAAUGACAGAGAUUCCAGUCGAAGCACAGUCAUUGAAAAAACCCAUUCAAGUGGAAAUUGUGAAAGAAAAGCCUGAAAAGGAAGAUGAUAAAUCUGAUAUUUCAGGUUCUUCACAGCAGAAAAGCCCCCAAGGUUUAAGUGAUACUGGCUACUCAUCUGAUGGUAUCUCAAGUUCACUAGGGGAAAUCCCAAGUCUUGCUCCAAGCAAUGAAAAGGACUUGCUUAAAGAGCCUUCAAAAAAGGACUCACUUUCUCAAGAGAGUAGUCCUUCAAGUCCAUCAGAUUUGGCCAAGCUAGAAAGCACUAUGCUUUCAAUUUUAGAAGCCCAAACAAGCACAGUUGAAAAAGAUCCAUACAGCCUUUAUGGUGAGCAGGAAAGGGAUCGCCACAGAUCUAGAACAUUGCCAAUCACCCCAGAAUCUUGCAGUUCAGACGAGGAGGAUCUAGAAGACAUCCAAGAAGAGGAUGAAGAAGCUCUGGAAGAGGAAGAUCAGAGUGAUGCAUCACCUAGCAAAUAUGGCAGAAAAGGUCAUGAUUCUAAGAAUGAUAGUUCAGCAAGUAGGCAACGUUAUGAUUCCAUUGAAGACAGCAGUGAAAGUGAACACUCCCCUCUUCCGCAAAGAAAAAGGAGGGUAAGUAUUGGAUCCUCCAGUAGCGAUGAAUACAAACAAGAGGAUAAUCAGGGUUCUGGAGAUGAAGAUUUUAUUCGGAAACAGAUCAUUGGAAUGAGUGCAGAUGAGGAUGCCUCUGCUUCUGAUGAGGAUGAUUACAUUAAGACUCAGAUUAAAGAAAUUAGUGCAGAGCAGAAAAAAGAGCAUGAGGAUCGAAAAAGCAAAGGGAAAAGUACAGCAGGGAAAAGCAAACGACUAACCAAAAAAAGUAGCACAAGUCAUGAGGAUGACCCAGGGAGGAGACAUUCAUGGCACGAUCGUGAUCAGGAAGAGGAAGUGUAUGAUGUAAACCCAGAGUCAAAGUUCAGAGAAACCAAAAGUCAGGAAAAUGAAGAACUCUCUGUCUCAAGUGGAGGAGGCCUCAGACGUUUUAAGACAAUUGAGCUAAACAGUACCACUGCAACACCAUAUAUAGAAGGGACAAAGAAACAAGGGAGUCAGGAAGGCUAUGAGGGAGAGCUUGAGAUGGAAAGCCUAACUGACUCUCCUGAGGAUAGAUCAAGAGGUGAAGGUUCAUCCAGUCUACAUGCAUCCAGCUUUACACCUGGAACUUCACCUACAUCUGUGUCAUCACUUGAUGAAGACAGUGACAGUAGUCCCAGUCACAAAAAAAUGAGUGGAGAAAGUAAACAACAAAGAAAGGCCAGACACCGAGCCCAUGGCCAAGUCCUCCCUACUAUUGAAGACUCUUCUGAAGAAGAAGAGCUGCGAGAAGAAGAAGAACUCCUUAUGGAACAAGAGAAGCAGCGUGAGCUGGAACAGCAGCAGAGAAAAAGCUCCAGCAGGAAAUCCAAGAAAGACAAAGAUGAACUAAGAGCACAGAGGAGACGCGAGCGUCCUAAAACACCACCAAGCAAUCUGUCCCCAAUUGAAGAUGCAUCUCCUACAGAGGAGUUACGUCAAGCAGCAGAGAUGGAGGAACUCCAUAGGUCUUCUUGCUCUGAAUACUCUCCAAGUAUUGAAUCUGAACCUGAAGGUUUUGAAAUUUCCCCAGACAAAAUUCUAGCAGUUCAAAAGGUGUACAAGUUACCUACAUCUGUAUCCUUGUAUUCUCCAACUGACGAGAAGAAUAUUGAUAUAUCCCAAAAGGCUACUACUCCAAAAUCUUUAAAAUGUGCUGAUGAAGUUUAUGAAGAAAUGAUGCAGAAAGCUAAACUGCUUCAAAGUCAGAAGGAAACAGAUGUAACACAUGAGAAGGAGCCAUUAUAUGGAGGUAUGCUAAUUGAAGACUAUAUUUAUGAAUCAUUAGUAGAAGACACAUACAGUGGAACAACAGACAGCAGCUACUUGAUUGCACAACAAGAAUCAAGCAAAGGAGUAGUGCAGGAACCUGGAAAGAAAUUAAGAUCGCCGGAUCAGGUUUUUGAUGAUAUGAUGCAAACACAGAAAUAUCAGACAGAAGAGGAAUAUUAUUAUUCACAGCCAUCAAACGAAACAUUACCUCAGCAUGCCAUGAGUUUGCCACCUUCUGUCAGUAAGACAAGCCAGUUUUCAGAUUCCACAGGAGGUGUAGAACCCUCUACAAAGGAAGAGAAACCACUGUUGGUUGCAGAUGCCGCUUAUGAGGAGCUUAUGAAGCGACAAAGGGCUAUUCUGACACCUGGGACCAGCCCAACCCAGCCUCCUCCUGUUUCAUCAGACCUGUCUAUAACUUUAUCUGCAACUGGGUUCAGGGAAAUACAUGGUGAAUCUAUAAUGUCAGCUCCCAUUACAGGUCAUGCAACGUGUACAUCAGUAGUAGUCACAGUAGCUCCACUCAGCAGCACAAUAUACCCCAUUCCUGAUGUCACAAUUACACAACACUUUACAGCAGAGGAAGAUAUUGAAGAGGCGUUCAUAAAUGAGUAUGCAAGUGAGUCACAGGAGCCCCACUCAACAGCUUCAUCAGAAGCAUCUCAUCAUGCUACAAACAUCAGUAUACGGACAUCAACUGCAAGUACAACAUCCACAUCUACAGUAACAUCUUCAAUGACAAGUCCCACUUCAGUAGUUUGUGAAACACCAACUUCUGGGUCUACCCCUAUUUCAGUUUCAAUGAAACACACACACCCACCACCAGCACCACCACCACCACCUGUAUCUUCAUUCCAAAGUACUACAGGCAUAGUCUUUGUAGCUGAGGUCUCUUCUGCAACAAAAUCAACUGCUGCCGCCACCACUUCUGCUGAUGCAUUUAGUGUUCCCAAAUACAGAGACUCUGUAAUAGUUGACAUACCAUCUAAAGCUGAAGAUAGUACAUUUUCAAAAUCUACACCAAUGGUUACGUCAGUUGCCCCCCCUCAGUCAGGAGCUGAAAUAAAUUCAUCAGUGACCAAUCCAACUUCAGUCAGUGUUUCCCUUGCACAGGUUUCUCCCACUACUGCACCCCUAACAGUGUCACCUAGCAUAGACCAUGUUGUAAUCUCUGUGCCUGGUUUAGACAGUUCUACUGAUGUUACUCACACAGUGGUGAGGAAACCAAUUGUAACAAAAUCAGAAGAGGUAUUAAAACCUUAUGAACCUAAAACAACAGCAGUGAUGUGUUCAACAGGGGUUGCUGCUGCUCGAGCUGUCUUUCAGGCUACUAGCACAGUUCCAUCAGCCUCUACUUGUUCAAUUUCUAGUACUCCUCCUAUUGUUGUAAGUGUAUCCCCUUUCCCUGUUGUACCACAGUAUAAUUCCUCAAUAUCUACAACUGUUUCUACUGCUGUCACAACCACCCUGUCAAGAAUCCCCUCUACAACCUCGUCAGCCCCGUCUAUUUCCUCUCAAGUAUUCUCGUUUUUCAAACGCCCUUCUCAGGAGUCUGUACAUGUACCAGUGCCAUCACCACCUCCUCCACCACCUCCUCCCCCCCCUCCUCCUCCAUUACCACCACCAACCUUACCCAAGCUAUCUGUUUACCACAAAAAGAAACCACCAGUUAGUACACCAGCAUUAAUUCCAACUAUUGCAACAGUUCCAGUUUCCACAACAGUAACAUAUGCUCAGGCAACCAUUAUAACCACAUGCCCAAGUCCAUCAGUAAAAGGCUCAGUGAUUCCUAAUAUGAAAACCCCAGUUCCUCCACCUGUUCCACCUAAGCCAGUAUCCAUUCCAGCAGGGUUGUUGUUUGGUCACAGAACAGUAGAAGGAGUUAAGCCUCCAAUUGCCCCUAAACCAGGGGUAGCCCAGCCAACCAUAACUACCAAGGGAUAUACAGGGGAUUCACAAGCAAGAUCAUUCGUCCCACCAAGCACAACUGCUAUGACACUAAAUUUAAUCGCCCCAGCUGAAUGUAGAUUGAUAUCCCCUUCAUCCCCUAUGUCUCCCUAUUCUAAUAAAUCCUCACCAAGAUAUACUAAUUCUCUUCAUGAAACCUAUGUGGUUAUCACUUUACCAUCUGAGCCUGGCACGCCAACAGAAUUUAUAACAACCCAGGCUCCUUUAGGGUAUUCAUCAAAGCAACAGGGACAAUCAAGCAUGCCACCUAUGCCUUUUACUCAGUAUACAAAAUCUGUGGAAAGCCAAGAAGUUAUGGGUCCAGAUAAAUAUGUUUCAAGUGUGAGUCAUGUUUAUUCCUCAGUUUCAACUUCAGCAAAACCUCCUGUAACUUUGCCCAACCUAGUAGCACAAGUUGUGACCACAGAGGUUCAAAGAACUACAGUUUCUCUUGUUCGUGAAAGGUUACCCACUACAAAUGUUGCUAGUGUUGUCAUUACCAUUCCCCCAGAAACAGCUAAACAUCAACAACCUACAAGAAGUAAAGAAAAUGGCAACAUUGGUGAUGUGAUUGAUCUCCGUACUUUAACAAAGCUAGAUGUUGAGAUGACUGAUAAAGGAAUGGACUUAUCCACUGGUUCUGUGGAUUCAAGACGGCAGUCUUGGUCAAGUGAAGGCAGUGGACGGCAGAUAAGUGCUGUGCAGUCAGCUAUUGUCAAUCUGAGUACUGGGUCAACACCAGUAUCUACAUUGGCCGUUGUGACUGAGAGCAUAACCAUUGUGACUUGCACUGCUACUAUAGCAGCUUACAGCAGUGCAGGUGAGAGACCUAUGGAUGUAGGUCAUGCAAUGUCAAUGCCACUACAACUGACAACAUUGAAGCCUUUUGAGCCUGUUGCCCAAAUAACCUACAGAACCUUGGAUAGUCAGUCUCUAGCCACCAGCAGUUCAGAAGCCCCUAUAAAUCUGUCUUUUGGUACUGCUGCAUACAUAGGAGCUGGAAAGCCUGUAACUGUUGCUCCUACAGGCAUAACCAAUGGCUUCAAUGAUGUUUCUACAAACCCAGAAUCUGUUCAGAAUGGAGCUGUGGACCUAAGCACUACAAAGCCUCUUCGAACGAUGGUGGCUGUUAAUGAAUCUACUUCAGAUGUGGUUACUACCAUUAUAGAAGAAGAUGACAAACCUGUGGACCUAACUGCAGGAAGAAGAGCUGUUUGCUGUGAUGUUGUCUAUAAACUUCCAUUUGGAGGGAUCUGCACAUCACAGCAGCCUGCAACAACUUUGCCUGAAGAUCGUUUUGGGUACAGAGAUGAUCAUUAUCAAUAUGACCGCCCAGGACCUUAUGGCAUGCGAGGUAUUGGUAGCAUGAAACCUUCCAUGUCUGAAACCAACUUAGCAGAGGCUGGUUUGUUUCUUUACAAAAGCAAGAACAGCUUUGACUAUCGUAGUGCUGUGACAGAGGGUGCCGUGGACCUUACUUCUGGAAGACGAUCUGCAGGUGAAGUUAUGAACUAUUCAAGCAAGAGCAUUGGUCCCUAUCCAGAGACCAGACAAGUGAUUUCAGGAACUGGAAUCAGUAUUCCACAGUAUUCACACGCAAGAAUAACCCCACCAAUUGGAACCCAGUAUGGAGUAAACAGUGUAUUAAGAUCAUCCAAUGGUGUUGUAUAUUCUUCAGUGGCAGCUCCAGUCCCAUCUACGUUUGCCAUCACUACACAGCCUGGAUCUGUCUUUAGCACAACAUACAAAGAUUGGUCUGGACUGCAUACUAGUGAUACCAUGCCAUCUUUGUCAAGUCUACAGAACCAACCACUUCCCAGGUCAUACAGUUUUUUAACAAUCACAGCUACUGGUCAAGAAAGAACAGCUGGUCUUGAAACAAGUUUACAGAGUAGACCAUUAGAAACAUUGAUGACCGGGCAGAGUGAGUUGAUUCCUAUUGUAACAACAGCUUCUGAGUCAUAUACAGAUGCAUCAUUAGAUGCUAUAGCCUUGUCCCUGGAGGCAUUGGCCUCACCCAUUGCAUAUGAUGACAGUAAGCAGCAACAGUAUCAAAUGGAACGUGAACUUCUUGAACUUGAAAAGCUUAAGCAGCUGCGCCUAGCUGAAGAACUGGAGUGGGAACGCCAAGAGAUACAAAGGUUCCGUGAACAGGAUAAACUGAUAGUCCAACAAGAAUUAGAAGAACUGCAUACUAUGAAGCACCAGCUCCUUUUACAGCAAGAAGAAGAGCGACAUGCUCACUUAAUGAUGCAACAGGAGACCUUUGCCCAGCAACAGAUGCAGCUUGAGCAAAUUCAGCAGCUACAGCAUCAACUGCAGCAACAACUUGAAGAGCAAAAGAUUCGACAGAUCUAUCAGUAUAGCUAUGACCAAUCUGGCAGUGCUUCACCACAGACAUGUUCAGAACAAGUACUGCAGGAUACACAGUAUAGAGCAGGAGAGAAUGGCCAGUAUUGGCCAAUACAGGAUGAAACUGCACCCUCAUCUGCUGUAUCCGGGAUUGAGCUUCAACAAAAUGCUACCUGGUACACAGUUCCCUCAGAAGGGAUAGCUCAGUUUAUCCCUAGCUUGCCCAACUCUGUCUCCGAAAUGUCAUUAAAAGACAUUGAUGUACAAGAAGAUAGACAGCUGGAAAAGAGAAGCUCUAUGCCACGAUUACAUGGAAAGUACGAGGAACCUGACAAACCAUUGCAUGAUGAUGUUAGAUCACACAAAAAGAUUGUAGACAGUGGAGUGCAAACAGACGAUGAAGAUGGUGUGGACAGAUCUUACACUGGCAGGAGACGGAGAACCAAGAAGAGUGUUGACACCAGUGUUCAGACAGAUGAUGAGGACCAAGAAGAUUGGGACAUCCCUACUCGGUCAAGACGAAGGUCACGGGUAAGCAAAUAUGGCGACAGCACUGAGACAGAUAAAAAUAAGCACAAUUCUAAAGUAUCCAGCAUCGCAAUCCAGACUGUGACAGAAAUUUCAGUUCAAACUGAACCUGUAGGAACUAUAAGGACACCUUCAAUAAGGGCACGAAUGGAUACCAAGGUAGACAUAAAAAAACAUAUAUCUGCCCCAGAAAAGACAUAUAAAGGUAGUAGCUUAAGUUGCCAGACAGAAGUAGACACAGAUAAACAAACUGGCCAGUACUCGCCUCAAAAAGACAAGAAGCGUCCAACGCCAUUAGAGAUAGGUUAUUCCACCCACCUGAAAGCAGACUCUUCCCUGCAAGUUGCUCCAUCACCUCCAAAAUCUCCUAAAGUUCUGUACUCUCCUAUUUCUCCUGUGUCUCCAAGUAAAUCGUUAGAAUUUGUGCCAUAUGAAAAAGCUCUUGGUGCUGAGAUUACUCCACAGAAAAUGUCGACAUCUGAAGCGUCCACAGCUCCUCCUCCCAGCCCUAGAACAAUGAAGAUGAUGCAGAGGUCUAUGUCUGAUCCAAAGCCACUGAGUCCUACAGCUGAUGAAAGUACCAGGCCUCAUUUCCAGUAUUCUGAUGGUUAUUCGACUAAAGGUAGUCAAAGUGGAACACCAUCCGGAACACAAAAAAAAGUUAAAAGGACUCUUCCGAAUCCCCCUCCUGAAGAAGAUACAGCUGAAAACCAGUCAGGUUAUACCACUGUAGGGUCAGUUUCCCGUAGAAGAAUAUGCAGGACAAACACCAUGGCCAGAGCUAAGAUCCUUCAGGACAUUGACAGAGAGCUAGACCUUGUGGAGCGAGAAUCAUCUAAGCUUCGGAAAAAACAAGCAGAGCUUGACGAAGAAGAAAAAGAAAUCGACGCAAAGCUGAGAUAUCUUGAAAUGGGCAUUAAUAGAAGAAAGGAUGCCUUGCUUAAGGAAAGAGAGAAGAGGGAGCGGGCUUAUCUGCAGGGUGUUGCAGAGGAACGGGAUUACAUGUCAGACAGUGAAAUAAGCAACAUCAGGGGGACUAGGGUAGAUAGUCAGCAUGGCUUAGAAAGACCAAGAACAGCACCACAAUCAGAAUUUAAUCAGUUUAUGCCACCACAGACCCAACCUGAAUCCCAGUAUGCAGAACACACAAGUCCUUACACCCAGUAUCAAUAUGCCCCCCCUUCACUACCAACACAAGCCCCUUCUCAGUAUCCCCAGCAAACUCAUUACCAGCAGCAAUCACUGUACCACCAACAGGUAUCACCCUAUCAAACUCAACCCAGUUACUCAUCUGUACCUACAAUAUCCUACCCACAAGCACCACUCCCUCAGUCCCAACAGCCGAACUAUCAACAUCCAUCACAGAUGCUGUUAAUGCAAAAGCCCAGGCAGACCACACUAGCUGAUCUGGAACCAAAGAUAACUACCAAUUAUGAGGUAAUACGCAACCAGCCUCUUAUGAUUGUACCUUCUUCCACUGAAACCACAUAUGCAGUUCCCCAUAUGGGCAGUAAGUAUAGCAAUCUGGACCUGAGAAUAGGCUUGGAUGAAAGAAGUAGUAUGGUAAGCAGUCCCAUAUCAAACAUAUCAGCAGAUUCCUUCUAUGCAGACAUUGAGCAACAUACUCCUAGGAAUUAUGUUCUAAUUGAUGACAUUGGUGAACUCACCAAAGGUUCUACAUCUAUGUCUUCUACAUUUAACAUUCCUGACAAGGAUCUGACAAAAACGGAUCGACUGCUUCGCACUGGUGAGCUACGAAGGACUCCAGAAGUAACAGAUUUCCUUGGACCGUUACAGACUUCUUCAAGGAUGCAUACUUAUGGAAAGGCUGAUGAGGAUUCGAUGGAAGACCCAUAUGAAUUAAAACUGCUAAAGCAGCAGAUAAAACAGGAGUUCCGUAGAGGCACAGAAGGUUUGGAUCACAUGUCUGGGCUGCCCCACUGUUAUCAAAGUGAUAGCAGUUACAGACACUUCCCUAAAACUGAAAAGUACAGCAUCAGCAGACUGACUCUUGAAAAGCAAGCUGCCAAACAGCUUCCAUCAUCUGUGCUGUACCAAAAACAGACCAAACAAAAAAAGCCUUUAAUGGACCCUAAAGUCACCAAGUUUUCUCCUAUUCAGGAAAGCAGAGACAUAGAGCCAGAUUAUAGUAAUUACCUGGCCUCUAGCACAUCCUCGGUUAGUGGUCUUUCCUCUAGAGCUAAAUUACUACAAGAUGAUAUUACAUUUGGACUGAGAAAGAACAUCUCAGAUCAGCAGAAGUACCUUGGGUCUACACUCGGUGCAAACCUUGCACACUCCCUUGGAAACGCUUUAAAUCUGGUCCCAAACAUGCGAUCAUCACUGCAUGAUGACCUUGAUAAACCAUAUCCCAGUGGCACUAGGUCAAGGCCUUCAUCAAGACCUUCAUCUGUCUAUGGACUUGACCUUUCAAUAAAAAGAGAUUCCUCCAGCACAUCCCUGAGAUUAAAAACUCAAGAGAAUGAGCCCUUAGAUGUCUCAUACACUCAUGCACCACCUUCUGUGAGAACAAAACCAACGAGCCUACCAAUUAGCCAAAGCAGAGGGAGAAUUCCAAUUGUUGCCCAAAACUCAGAGGAAGAAAGUCCUUUAAGUCCAGUUGGGCAACCAAUGGGCAUGGCCCGUGCUGCUGCUGGACCACUUCCACCUAUUUCUGCUGAUACAAGAGAGCAGUUUGGCUCAAGCCACUCCCUUCCUGAGGUCCAGCAACAUAUGAGAGAGGAAUCAAGAACCUGUGGAUAUGACCGCGAUAUAGCAUUCAUUAUGGAUGACUUCCAGCAUGCAAUGUCAGAUAGCGAAGCAGGAGGCACUAGCUGGGAUUUAGAAGAAUGUGGCCCCAACAAUAAAACAAUUGAAACCUCCGAGAAUACAUUGGAAUGCAACCCUCCACUGCAUAACUACGCAUAUCACCUGCGUCGGGAAGAGACUGAUUGGUUUGACAAGCCACGAGAGUCCCGGAUAGAGAAUGGACAUGCCUUGGAUAGAAGACUCCCUGAAAGAAUGUCACACAGCAAGCAAAGCCAACACCAGCAGGGAGAUGCCAAGCCUAUUCAGUACAGCUUCCUUUAUUCCAAAAUCAAACUGCAGAAGGACCCCAAAGAUCACAGUGUAUCAGGAAAUGGUUUAGGUAUUAGGGUUGUGGGUGGGAAGGAGAUUCCAGGGAACAAUGGAGAAAUUGGAGCCUACAUUGCCAAAAUCCUACCCGGAGGGACUGCUGAGCAGACAGGAAAGGUUGUUGAAGGAAUGCAGGUUUUGGAGUGGAAUGGAAUUUCUCUGACUGGUAAAACUUAUGAGGAAGUCCAAAGUAUCGUUGGUCAGCCAUGUGGGGAAGCUGAAAUAUGUGUAAGACUGGACUUGAACAUGUUAUCAGAUUCCAAAAACCCAGAGCACCUGGAGCUCCACGACCAAACAAAGGCCGCAGAAAGACAAAGGUCUCCAGGAGUCGAUCCUAAACAACUAGCAGCAGAACUACAGAAGGUUUCUCAGCAACAGGCACCUUCUUCGGUCAUCUCAGCCACGGAGAAAGGCACCCACAUUCACUCAGGCACUCCAUCAGCUGCCUCUAGUGCUGUCCCAAGCCCUGGCCAGCCUGGUUCACCAUCAGUGAGCAAGAAAAGACACAGUAGCAAGCCUGCUGAAGCCUCAAAAUCCCACUCCCAUCCUAUCACUGGUGAAAUACAGUUACAAGUAAACUACGACAAACACCUUGGCAAUCUUAUUGUCCAUGUUCUACAAGCAAGAAACCUUGCCCCAAGGGACAACAAUGGCUAUUCUGACCCUUUCGUUAAAGUUUAUCUUCUACCAGGGAGAGGCCAAGUCAUGGUUGUCCAGAAUGCAAGUGUCGAGAACAAGAGAAGGACCAAGUAUGUGCAGAAAAGCCUUGACCCUGAAUGGAAUCAAACUGUCAUUUAUAAAAAUAUCCACAUGGAGCAGUUGAAGAAGAAGACCCUGGAAGUGACUGUUUGGGACUAUGAUAGAUUCUCUUCCAAUGACUUUCUUGGGGAAGUUCUCAUUGAUUUGUCCAACACCUCCCACCUCGACAAUGCUCAUAGGUGGUACCCUCUAAAGGAACAAAGUGACAGCAUCGAACAGGGAAGAUCUCAUUCCGGACAGAGCAGCCAGCAGUCACCAAAGCCAUCUGUGAGCAAAAGCAGAAGCCAUGGAAUUUUCCCAGAUCCAUCCAAAGACAUGCAGGUGCCCACCAUUGAGAAAUCUCACAGCAGCCCUGGCAGCUCCAAGUCCUCCUCAGAAGGACAUUUACGCUCUCACGGACCAUCCCGCAGUCAAAGCAAAACCAGUGUCACUCAGACCCAUCUUGAAGAUGCAGGGGCUGCCAUUGCAGCGGCCGAAGCUGCCGUCCAGCAACUCCGUCUUCAACCAAUUCAUAAAAGCGGUCUGGCAAGUCAUGCCAAGAAGCAGCACAGACACAGCAUAGCGGGAGUCCUCCCAAUUCAAAGAACUCAAUCUGACAAUCUGCCUUCACCAGCCAAUGAGAGCAAAGAUACAAGUCAGCUUGCCAUCAGGAAAGUGAUGUCUGAAGGAUCGCCCAAGUCUGAAGGAGCAAGGUCCAGCCACAGAGCCACUGACUCAUCUGUCUCGACUGCCUCAUCCAUCAGCAGCUUUGGCAGUGGAUACAGUGUAGACAGCGAAGGCAGCGCCACGGCAGGGGAAAACAACAUCUUGUCUGCUCCACGAAUGGGAAAGACUAUUCCAAAUGGUGCUGAGAAGCAACAAGGACUGGGCCUAUCAGAAACAGAAGGUAAAACCCAGAUUAUGGGGGAGAUUAAAAUUGCCCUGAAGAAAGAAAUGAAGACUGAGGGAGAACAGCUUGUAGUGGAAAUUCUUCAAUGUAGAAACAUCACCUAUAAAUUUAAAUCCCCUGAUCAUUUACCAGAUUUGUACGUGAAGCUGUACGUCAUCAAUGUAGCGACGCAGAAGAGAGUGAUUAAGAAGAAGACGAGAGUGUGCAGACAUGACCGUGAGCCUUCGUUUAACGAGACAUUUCGUUUCAGUAUGAAUCCAGCAGGGCACUCUAUCCAGAUGUUUCUGGUUUCGAAUGGAGGGAAGUUUGUGAAGAAGACUCUGAUUGGAGAGGCCUACAUCUGGCUUGACAAAGUGGACCUAAGGAAAAGAGUGGUUAAUUGGCACAAACUGUUGGUCAGCUCCACACAAAGCCACCCAUAACAACUGUUCAGAGUGGUUACACAACAUUUAUGUUGUUCCUUAGGAAAGAUGAUGUCCGGGUUCGUUGGUUUUGUACUGUUAGCUACUAGUAGACCGCCAAAAGGGUGAGGAGAGAAAGUCCCAGUCAUACUGAGGCUGCCACACUUCACAGAGGCCAGGUGAAGAAAGAGUUACAGAAUAUGACACCUUUAAAGUUCAAAAACAGGUACUUUCAAAAAGUAAAUGGAACUUAAAAUCACAUUUAACAGCAGUGACUUACUUAACUAGCAAGGAAGAAAUGACUAUGGGAAGGUGUUAAUCCAGAGAGGCUGGCUGCCAUAAAAUAGAAGGCAGGUUGGUUCUCUGUGUGGCACAAAGGAGAUAUUUAUUUUAUGCAGUAUAAACUUGUGCAGGGUAUCACAAGACAGAAUUUGCACAUUGCACUUCUGAAUAGUGUGAAGGUGUGUUUCUUGACACCUAGAGCUGUCAUUAAUGCAUUGCACAACGAUUAAGACAGGAACAAAGUUUUCAGAUGUAGUUUCUUUAGAAGUGGCAUUCUAGACUAUUACAGUGAUAUCUGAUUUAUUGGUGAGGUUUUAAUGCAUUUUACUAGGACAAGAUGUGUUCCAAUUGAUGUUGACACGUGGAAUCAAUGUAAUUAUUUUUGUUUUUUGGUUUUUUUUAUAUAUACUUAAUAAUUGCAACAUAGUGGGCAUUUGUUCGAAGAAAAAUAUUUUCUAUUACAGAUUUGAAUCAAUGUUUACUUAUGUCUUAAGCAUAGGUCAGGUUGUCAUUUAUUUUUCUCUUUGCUAACACACAUUAUUAAAUGCGUAUCACCUCAACGGAGUAGCCCCUCAAAUGUCAAACACACUGCAUUUUUACAUAAUACAUUCCUGGAUGACAUCCUCAUGUUAUUAAGGACUAUUCAUUCUAAAUACAGAUGAAGUUUAUUUAGUAUUCUACAGUAUAGAUAUAUGACAUAGGAGAAUACAGAAUCAAUGGGUUUCAUAUGCCAAUGAAAACCCUGAACUAGGGUUGGGGGUAUACUAUACCAGUAUUUAUGAGUAUGUGCACUGUAAAGCAACACCUGAAACAUCUGUAUAUUACAGUACAAAGGCUGCUGUUGUUUAUUAUUACUUAAAAAACAAAACUGCUUUGACCAGACCCUACUGUAUGUUUAUUACACUGUAAUGUUACACACCUAUGGAAUAUUGCUAGUGAAUCAGAUGGCUGGAAUUUUCCAAGCCAUUUUAUAAUACAAAAUGAACAAUGCAAAAUGAACUUAGUGCUCUUUGUAUUGUAAAUGAAGAAAGAUAGUCACCUAUGGUAAAACAAGGUGUUUUGGUAUAAUGUUUGGGGUUACCAUGGUAGAUUCUCAACACCUUAAGCAAUUUUAAGACCAUGCUUAUUUAUCUGAAGGUUUUUGCUAAAAAAAAAAAAAAAAAAAAAAAAAAAAUAGCCUAGAGAACCUCUGCUGCUUUACAUAAAAGCUUUGCUACCAUUUUAUCUCAUUGUUCUUUGGAAGUAGGAUAGUUAUUAUUUACAUACAGUAUAAUAUACUAGGAAAACAAUGGCCUCAUAAAAAGUAAAGACAUGAGCUUUCCAUGAUUUACUGACUAUGGUCUAGGGUUACAAGAAAUAACAUACAACCCUGUCAAAUAUAGUAGAAUGCAGAAUUUGAAGGACUGUUUGCCAUUAUUCACUUUAAUACUAAAAUUGUCAGGCCUGUUGUUUUUAAAGGUGUGAAGCAGCACUAGGGUUGGCAGUGUAAAAAAAAAAAAAAGUAUGCCAAUGGUUUCCAUGGAAAUGUCAAAAAUGGAAUCAUCACUGUGUGGUUGAAAAAUAAUCAUCUGUAAUUGUCUGCCAGGAAUUGGCAGCUUGAUACCAUCAUGCAGCAUGCCCCUGACAACAGUGUUUUGCAGUUAUAGACAAAGUAGUUUUCUAUUAUUGUUUCCCAGCCUUACUUGUAUAAAAUACAUUCCUGAAUAUCGUUGUGAAAUGUACACUUAUUCUUUCAAUGUCAUUAAGAAGAUGUAUCCUACAAUUCAGCAGAACUUACAUUGUGGUUAAACAGGAGUACUGUGGAACAUAGUCUAAUUCCAAAGUGCAGGUAGUCCAUAGCGGUUGUACUGUAGAUGUGAUUAGACUACAAUUGGUGAAUAUGUGUUUGUGGUCUGUUUUAGACCAGUUCUGUCCCAUUUUGACAUUUAAAUUCUCCAAGUAGCAGAAGGUAUCUCCUGGUAUUUCACAUCUUCAUCCAUAUAGAGUGUAGUACAUGUGCUACUGCUGAAAAACAGUCUCCAAGUUUUUAAUUUGCAGUGACUGCUUAACAUUUAAUGAAGUGGAAGUGGAAGAAAUAGAUUAUAAACUUCUUCGAAACUGACCAAUAUGUUUCAGUUCUAGAUCAAUUUUAAAGAGACUGAAAGUCUCUAUUAUCCUUAGUGAAACUAAUUAAAUGGGUUGGGAUAAUUGCCAUGACCCUAUGAUAUAAGAGGACAAGACCCAGAAUUGCACACUGAAUAACAAUUUGACUGGCCUUCUGUGGUACAGUGCUAUGAGACCUGAGACUUUCAAAUCAAUAUCAAUAUUAAUAAAGUUGUCAGCUAUGCUCUUGCAGUUUUAAAAGGCACAGGGUUGGUUUAAAAGUAAAAUAUGCUUAAAACAUAUACCAGCCUAAUUUUUUGUAACCAAAUUCAUAGGUUCUGUUGGAGUAAUUCUAUGCAAAAUAGACAUUGUGCUUUUAUGCAUUUUAUUAACAAAUGAAACAUAAGCAAACAUUAUGUCUGGACAAACUAAUCUUAUAUAGAUAAUGAACUUACUUUCUGUUUGUAUAUUAUUCUAAAGAAUUAUUUUUUUUAACCUGCCAGGUUGAAGUUUUAAACGCUGUACAUGGAGUUUGUGCACUUUAAAUUUAAGUUAUACUUUGUAUUUUUCAUUGUAUGUUAUUGCAUGCAAUAUAUUCUCCAUUUCACAAAGGCAUUCCUAUGUUGCAUUUAUUUGGUACCAAUUGAAGAGGAAGAGUUGAUUCUGGAAUCAUACAGGAAGGGGCAUGUUUUAGGGUAACAGCAGCACAAAAUAUUUGUUUACAAAUUGUUCUGACCUAUUAAUGAGAAGAUAUGCAUACAAUGUCUGUAAUAAUAAUGUGGAUUUACAGUUGCCAUUGUAAGUGGCUUAGUUGCUUUUCAGUACUCAAAUUAAGGAGACCACAUCCUUCCUCUAUGUUCUAAAUCUGAUUUCUCAGUGCAGUUUUUAUUGGCUGCUCAUCAUUUCAUGCAGCAUUUUACAGUAUUUUUUACAAUAUUUGUUUCCUAAUUAUUUAUCAGUUGAACAUUUCAUUCAGAAAACAUUAGUGUUACUUUAGAAAUGAACAAACUCACAAAUACAUGUUUAUAACAGCCAAUACUUACCAUACAUAUUAUUUGGGGAUAGAUAAUUGUGUCCACAUACAAAUUCAUUCAAAUAUUGCUUUUCAUUAUAUAUAGAAUGAUAUGGUUGAUCUUAAAUUUUCAUGUGUGCUUCAUAUUUAGUUUUCAUAAGCUCUCUUGUUUUCUGGUGAACUGGAAACCAAGGAGUCUUAAGAUUAUUGUGAAUUGUGAGAAUGUGGUUUCUUUAUUUAUAACCUUGUAAAUAUAUAUCAUUUUUUCUACCAGAAGAGAUUUACAUAUUUAUUACUUUGGUCUGGCAUUGAGCAUGUGAAUGUGAAAAAAAUGAUUCUCUUUGACUGUAUCUGUAUAGUUGUCUAGUGAUGUGCUCAGGUGAAUAUUUAAUUGGCUGAAUAGAGUGUGUGCUGUCAACCUAUCAGAAUCUGUACAGCAAACCUGAAGUUUUGCUUAAUAAAAACACAACAAAAUAAAAUAAAUAAAUACAAUUAAAAAAAUAAUAAAAACUUGAGUAGUUCCAGGAGAAUUUCAAUGUUUUCACAUUGGAUGUUGCAUGUUUUGUUGGUGGUUUGUUAAUAUAAAAAAAAAUGUAUACAUUUCAUUAAAGCAGUAUGAUAACUGUACAAAGAUAUGCUUGUAAAUCUUGUCUGGGUUUUCAAUCUGUGUAAAAAAAAAAAAAAAAAAAAAAAAAGUGGUUUUGUGGUUGUACACAGGAUGUAUCUUGAGAUAUUAUGCAAUUUGUGCUGUACAAAAGGCUGUUCCCUCAGUCUAAAUAAUAAAUAUUUAAAAAAUG
This is a messenger RNA of Acipenser ruthenus (sterlet), 19215 nucleotides long. RefSeq names its product protein piccolo. Bases 394 to 15063 code for a protein of 4889 amino acids. The transcript has 28 exons. Gene Ontology annotation, molecular function: protein binding; structural constituent of presynaptic active zone; metal ion binding. The record is from RefSeq and is a predicted model, not a curated record. Gene Ontology annotation, cellular component: cytoskeleton of presynaptic active zone; axon; glutamatergic synapse. Gene Ontology annotation, biological process: protein localization to synapse; presynaptic active zone assembly. Lineage: Eukaryota; Metazoa; Chordata; Actinopteri; Acipenseriformes; Acipenseridae.